AUGAGUCCGUUUCGUCAAUUGGAUAUGAUUUUCGAUCUGUUGGGUUCACCGACUCCCGUGGAUUUGGUCGAUCUUGUCGGUUGUCCGUCAUUGAGCAUCGAAUUUCUACUCAGUCGUCCUGUACGUCCUACCAAUCACGCUGCUUUGGUCAACCUCGUGCGACCGGCCGGACGUCCUCCACUCCCGCCAAAUUCGACCCCGUUCGAUCAACCGGCGGAUCCAGACCUGUUAGGUUUACUCUUGGGUCUGCUCAAAUUCAGUCCGUCCAAACGCGUCACAGCCGAAGAUGCUUUGAAGUCCCCUUUCGUUGCCGCUGGAAGAGCUCGAUUUCACAGUUGUAUGUGCUCCUGUUGCCCACACACGCUUUGUUCGCCCGGAGGACCACCGGUCGCCUACACACCGACUACAACUAGGCCGUUUCUUUCGACAGCUGCUGGUCCAGUUUGGAUGGACUUAAUACCUGCAUGUGGUGGUACCCUCGGUACCGGAGCUCUAAAUUCCGCCAACACUUUAUCCUCCUCGUCCCCGUGCACUCCACCCUCCCCGUACACUCCGCCCCAUUUGGCCGGUCCAGUCGAUCUGAUGCUGGGGUUGCAUCCGUUUGCCCUACGACCUGCAGGAUUUUCUCCCCAAACGCUGACUAUUCCACCUCCACUUCUCAUCCCUUCACCCCAGAUCGAUUUAGAACCGGUCUAUGUAGAUGUGCGUGGAGCGCGGACGUUGAACACUGAAGUUCGGAUGGACAAUCUGGAUGAGGCAAAACGUAAGUCAGAAUCAGUGUGUGUAUGCUCCGGUAUUCUGUGCAAUCUUUCAUUUCUCGUCGUUCAAACUUCACGUAAUUAG
This is a messenger RNA of Echinostoma caproni, 843 nucleotides long. The record is from the annotation of a GenBank genome assembly. Lineage: Eukaryota; Metazoa; Platyhelminthes; Trematoda; Plagiorchiida; Echinostomatidae.